Molecule: messenger RNA, 3470 nt
Organism: Oncorhynchus gorbuscha (pink salmon)
Lineage: Eukaryota; Metazoa; Chordata; Actinopteri; Salmoniformes; Salmonidae
Product: 5-hydroxytryptamine receptor 2A-like
Exons: 3
Coding region: 969-2504 (511 amino acids)
Biological process (GO): chemical synaptic transmission; G protein-coupled receptor signaling pathway, coupled to cyclic nucleotide second messenger
Cellular component (GO): plasma membrane; dendrite
Molecular function (GO): G protein-coupled serotonin receptor activity; neurotransmitter receptor activity
Source: RefSeq, a predicted model, not a curated record
GAGAAUGUGAGGCACGGAGAGCGUAUGUGAGUGUCUGUGCGAAAGCAGAAACAGCACACAGUGGAAUACUGCUCAGUAACUGACGGCUGAAGUGGGAACUUCCUAAUAAUCCGGGGACCUGAAGAACCUGACACUUGUCAAAUAGGAAAGAAAACAAUGUAGGCUCUGAUGAGUCUGGAUUAAAGGGCUGAAGGAAUAAGGAAGAAAAAGAGGAAAAAUGGAAGAAAAGUAGAGGAAUGUUUUUAGGGUGACUGUUUUUCCCAAACUAGGAUUUUCCAUCCAUCACAUCUGGCAAAACUCGUCUCCCUCCCAGCUCAGAGGACGGAGCUGGCUGGAAGUGUGUGUGUGUGUGUGUGUGUGUGUGUAUGUGUGUGAAUGUGUGUGUGUGUGUGACUGAGAAAGAGAGAGAGAUAGUGUGUGUGACACCUGUCGUCACUCAUCAGGCUUCUGAAUCAUUUCCAUAGCACACACAGCUGUAAACCCUAGCAGGAGCAGCAAAGACACCUGAGGAUUAUCUGACACACACACACACAUCUCAUGUCUAAUCUUCUCCAUCGCUAAGAUGACGUAAGGAUUUAACCGAGCAAUCGGUGCCAUCUGACAGUGUGGAUACCUUUCUCACCAAACUGGCGUGCUAGAGUUGAGCACAGUCUAACGAUUCUACUUUCCUGAAUCCAAAUGGAUUCAACCUCUGAUCAACAGGUGAUAAUGUGGACCUGAGAAAAGGUUUGAAUGUGAGAACUAGAGCUUAGGGUAAUUGCUCUCUGGUUUGGGAUACUUGCAACAGAGCGAAAGUCAUAGACCUCUAUUGUUCUGUGGCGUUUUUUGACACGUUGCUCUGAGCACGAUGAUGGAGACCAUGUGGAGACUUUUAAGGACCCGACACAUCCCUAUUGCUCCUCUCUUGUAAGAGACCUGUAGGAGUAAGUGUGUUGUUAUAAGUAGUGCUUAAGGUGUGCUGGAGGUGUAUGGGAACUGACAUAAUGAACCUGCACGGGAACGGAUCAGAGUUGAUCUCGUCUGCUGUCAAAGCUGUAACUAUUCCGCCCUUUAACCCUGAACCUUGGCUUCCCGGGUCAGAGGGACUUCUGGGAAAUGGAGGCAGGAAUUUUUCAAACGGGUGUAACAGGAAUGAAGACGCCGAUGUGAAUUACUUUCCGUCAGGCAACUGGACUCAUGGCAUCAGGGGUUACAGUGAAGAAGGGAGGAUCCUGGCAUCAUCGCUGUGUGCAACGGGGAUGACGGCAGUGGACAAGAACUGGGCAGCGUUGCUGAUCCUGGCGGUAAUCGCCGUUACAGUGACGGGUAACAUCCUGGUUAUCAUGGCUGUGUCUCUGGAGAAGAAGCUCCAGAACGCCACCAACUAUUUCCUGAUGUCGCUGGCCGUCGCUGACAUGCUUCUGGGGAUCCUGGUCAUGCCCGUCUCCAUGGUCACCAUUCUCUAUGACUACUGGUGGCCCCUGCCCUCUGAGCUGUGCCCUGUCUGGAUCUAUCUGGAUGUGCUGUUCUCCACAGCCUCCAUUAUGCACCUGUGUGCUAUCUCUCUGGACCGCUACAUCGCCAUCAGAAACCCCCUCCACCACAGCCGCUUCAACUCCCGAACCAAGGCCCGCCUCAAGAUCAUGGCUGUCUGGACCAUCUCUGUGGGUAUCUCCAUGCCCAUCCCCGUCCUAGGCCUGCGGGACCACACCAAGGUGUUUAAAAAGGGCAGCUGCCUGUUGACAGACGACAGUUUUGUCCUGGUGGGCUCCUUCGUGGCCUUCUUCAUCCCCCUCACCAUCAUGGUGGUCACCUACUUCCUCACCAUCAGCGCCCUGCAGAACGAGGCUACCCUUUGCCUGGACCAGCUGGUGCCCCGGCCGAAGAGGAUCGCCACCCUGACCCUGGGCUUCCUCCCGCAGGGCUCACUCUCCUCAGAGAAGCUCUUCUUCAGGCGUUCGCUCAGCCGUGACACGGGAGGGGUAGGAGGAGGGGUCGGUGGGGUCGGUGUGGACCCGCGGUACGGGCGUCGCACCAUGCAGUCAAUCAGCAACGAGCAGAAGGCCUCCAAGGUCCUGGGAAUGGUAUUCUUCCUGUUCGUGGUCAUGUGGUGUCCCUUCUUCAUCACCAAUGUGUUGGCGGUGGUGUGCGACCCUGUGAACUGUGAUCCGGGGGUGAUGGGGGGGCUGCUGAAUGUGUUUGUGUGGGUGGGAUACCUCUCCUCAGCCAUCAACCCUCUGGUGUACACUUUGUUCAACAAGACGUACCGUGCAGCCUUCUCCCGCUACGUACGCUGCCAGUACAGCCCGGAGAGGAAGCCUCUGCAGCUCAUACUGGUUAACACCAUCCCUCCGCUGGCCUACAACUCCACCCACAUGCCCCUGGAGGAAAUGGGGUCCCUCAGGAAUGGGAUCCACAGCAGUGGAGGACCCAGGGACUCCCUACGAAACCUUGUGAGGACCAAAUCAAACUCACACAAACACAAGGCAACCAGGGACAAAGAUGAGAGCAUCAGCUGUGUGUGAGGCUGUGAGCCUGUAAGGACUCAAUCUCCCAUAAUCCUAGUGGAAUGUGCUGGGUUUUUAUUAGAUUUCCCAUCUCCAUCUUGUUUUGGUAGGGAAACACUUGGAACGGGGGUUCCAGUGCUGGAGCAUGCUCAGUAGUUCCAGGGUGAGACUCAUGCUGCCAGGAAACAGGGAAAUAGGAAACAGGAAGAACAGAGAGAGGAAAGACAAUACCUGCCUCACAAAAACUUAAACUAGUAACACUAGAAGAGAACAACUGAGCUAAUACUAUAUUAUCAGCAACAGCCAGUCCCCCCCAAAACAAACAACAUACACCACAUACAAAAUCUAUAUUUGUGUAUACAUUGUGCAUAUACGUAAAUAAAUACCUGUAUGUUCUGUUUUUGUUGUCAUUAACCAAAGAGGAAAAACCUAUCUUGUGAUCUUGUGUUUUCCUUGACACAGUAUUAAAAUACAGAAAUGUGUAAUGUUGGGAUGUAGGCUAAAUGAAGAUAUGUUGAGGGAUUCCUAGGCAUAGAUCAAUGGACUAAACAACCUUACUUUUAAAGGCAUGGGACUCAUUUGAACUAAGUGUUGUUGUACCUACAGUAUGUUGAUGUGAUCUGUUGUUAUAACCCCUCCCUCUUAUUCAUGGUGAACCCACCAUCUCGACUACUACGAGGUCCUCUGAUCUCAACCCUACUCAAGCGUUGAACUGAUGUUUAAAAAAUAUAUAUAUUUAAAAAAAUAUCUUCAAUAAAAUGUUGAUGUUGCCUGGGUAAUCACGUCUAACUCCAGUGGAAAGAGUUUGGUGUUAUUUGAUGGAGUUUAUUGUGGCAUCGAUAUUCCCAGGGGGACAGCCAACGUACAAAAUUAAAUGAUUUCUGUUUCCGAUCAAAGUAAAAUAGAAAUGGAAUCCUUUGUGAGUGUGUGGUAGUCAUUUUCUUAGUGUGUUUGUCUGACUGGUCAAAGCAGACCUGGUUUUUA